Molecule: messenger RNA, 427 nt
Organism: Marchantia polymorpha subsp. ruderalis
Lineage: Eukaryota; Viridiplantae; Streptophyta; Marchantiopsida; Marchantiales; Marchantiaceae
Source: the annotation of a GenBank genome assembly
CCCGCACGAGAGGUAUCGCCAGUUCACACGAUGUCCCACACAAGCGGAGCGAGCUCUUCGAGCUUGCCUUGCGCAGCAUGUAAAUUUCUACGACGGAAGUGCACGGCCGAGUGCGUAUUCGCACUCUACUUUCCUGCAGAUCAGCCUUUGAAGUUUUACUAUGUGCAUAGAAUUUUCGGGGUCAGCAAUGUCUCCAAGAUAUUGCACGACUUGCCAGAAUCGAGCUUCAUUGGCUUUCGAGAGAGUGACUUCGUUGGCUUUCGAGGCCGAGGCGAGAACGAAGGAUCAGGUAUACGAAUGUUCGGGGGCCAUUUUGUUGACGCUGAGCAGAAUUAUGGAGUUGCAAGAAGAAGUUGCGGAACUGCAGUAGAAACUAAACUAUUUCGAGGAUAAGAAGCGCAUGAGACUGACUCAGGGGCAAGGGCAA